AUGGCUGCUUCGAGGCCAGCGCGGCCCAAGCCCUUGGACUGGUCAGGUCCAUCGUACCUGACGGUCUUUGUCCGCAAUUUGAAACUACUGCAACUUGACCAGCGCGAUGAUUGGCCCGAAAUCACCCUCCGCCGUCUGUCGUCGUCAUCCGCGAACCAGCGACAGCGCAUUCGCCUAGUCGAGUGGGCUCUCUACCACCUGUUCGCCAUCUGGGAUCCGGAGGGUACUCAAAAUAAACUCCGUCCCUUUUUCCCACCGCUAGAACCCCUACAAUCCGUCAACCUUCGUGCAGCACUCUUCCGUGCUUUAACCGAAUUAAAGAAAAAUGGCGACCUAGGGCGAGAGACAAUUCUACGCAAGACGAUGCUGGAUGAUUGUAAAGGCGAGAAAUUCGAUGAGCUGCUUGCUGUAUUCUCGACGGCGGUUUUACGCAAGCUACUUGCAAUGUCCGCGACGGAUACAUUGUGGAACUCUGCUACGAAGCUUUCUAUGGCCAAUGCUAUCUCUCCGGUAGACUAUCAAAACAUUUUGCCACUCAUCGUUGCUCAUCAAGUUUCCCUCGGUGCGGCAGGGGGGCGCCGUGCACGGGUGCAAGAGGCGUACGAACAGUUUUCGCAGCUGCUUGAUAACAAGAAGAUCGAGCUUUCGGAGCGCGCCAACAAGCAGGAUCAGAACUUGGGUCAGAUGCAGGUUGAUCCGGACACUUUGGCACGUGAGCUUCGAGCCAAUUGGUUGGGGAGUGAGGAAUGGGCUACCGCGUUGCUCGACGGCGGUGCACAAGGUAGCACAGAUGCUUUCUUGGAGCUGCCAUUCUCACAGGCCUGGGCUCGUGCAACCGAUUCAUCAGUGGCUGAUCUAAGUGCCGGUGCCAAGCAGGACCUAGUUGUUGAUCUCGAGGCACGAGUCUUGCGGCUCCGGAGCCGACUACGCAGGUGGCACGAGUUCAAUGAGUCCAUUCGCAAGGAACGUGAUCAAAAUGGUUCUUCUGCCAGUGCAAAGCCCCAAGAGCCUCGCCUGCUAUUCCGUGAUCAUCAGCCUCUCACGGUGGCAAGUAUCUCCAAAGCUGUACGACAGCCCGCGGAUCGCAGAAGGGUGCUUAAGGACGUAGAUCGAUCAUUCAUGUCGACCGUCAAUGAGGCCAUCAUCCGUAUCAAUGGGAAACCUCGGAAUGAAAUGAGUCGCAAUUUGUCUGACAACAGCAUUAAGGUCCAUCCACUGCCAGUUAGACCAAAGAGUGCCAAUUACCAAAGCACAUCGUCAUCAGAGAGCGAGGCAGAACCUCCUAUGCCUCAAGUUCCUAGAUCAACAUAUCUGAGCAGUAUGGCCCCAAGUUCUGAGCCAGAGACUACUCGGGCCAUGACCUCCACCCCCAUUGUUCGUCUCACGCCCGAGCCAGAGUCCCAACUCGAUGAGUCAGACUUCGAGCCCGUCAAACCUUCAAUCUCCCACUACAAGCUCACUGAACGCACCCGCAAAUCCAUGUCUCUGGUUCCACCUCCCCAAACACACGAAUCCCGCCCUCGUCAGCGCCGUGGUCCACGACCCUCCCUCCCUGUGAACCAAUUCGAGACUCCCCGAAAGGCCUCCGAACCCAUUACAAGAUCCGGCGCAUCGACGCCGCAAGACAAACUCUUCGAGGAAGAUGCCGAAUAUGCCAGCAUCUUCAAGUCACGGCCGCGAGUGGCGCUUAGCCCUAUCUCAUCGCCUGCAGUGCACAUCAGUCCCGAGCUUGACCAAGAUGAGUUUGAUUUGGAGUACGACAAGGCAGAGUGGAGAGAUGUGGACUCUCCGCUGGCGACAGCUAGGUACAGGUAG
This is a messenger RNA of Penicillium pulvis, 1815 nucleotides long. RefSeq lists its product as uncharacterized. The record is from RefSeq and is a predicted model, not a curated record. Bases 1 to 1815 code for a protein of 604 amino acids. Gene Ontology annotation, molecular function: microtubule binding. Gene Ontology annotation, cellular component: mitotic spindle microtubule; HAUS complex. Gene Ontology annotation, biological process: spindle assembly. The transcript has 2 exons. Lineage: Eukaryota; Fungi; Ascomycota; Eurotiomycetes; Eurotiales; Aspergillaceae.